Messenger RNA from [Torrubiella] hemipterigena, 2848 nucleotides. The record is from the annotation of a GenBank genome assembly. NCBI's taxonomy places the organism in Eukaryota, Fungi, Ascomycota, Sordariomycetes, Hypocreales, Clavicipitaceae.
UCCACCCGCACCGCACCGGAGAGCAGCCUCCGAUGUGCGGGCAAUGCGCUGACUUGCCAGUUUCAACCUCUUUCUUAUUGGCAAAAGGCUGCAUCCGACGAAACAACUCGAAUAAAAACCCGACAUCAUGACGCUCACUGUGCUCUCCGACACGCAGGUGGCCGACAUCUUGGAGACGCUCAACCUCGACGAGCUCGAAGAGUUCCGCCACGUUCUCGCCUCUGGCCUUCACGAAUUCUCGACAAAUGCGCAGGCUGACCAAGAUGGCGCAUUCCAGCAGCCUCAUCGAAUAACUACUUGCCAUCCAGGCACCAAGGCUACGACUCUCUACAUGCCAUCUUGUGGCCCCGACGGCAUGGGAUGCAAAGUUGUUUCUCUAACGACAUCCAAAGAUACCCAGGAUCCCUCAGUCAAACCAAUCAGCCCCACUGGCGUCGUCAACCUCUUUUCACCAGAUGGCUCGCCUCUUGGCCUCGUCCACGCAAGCACCUUGACGGCGUUCCGCACGGCUCUCGGCUCGGCCUGUUUACUGUCGAGAAGAAACCAUGUCAAGACAAUCACUGUAUUCGGCAGUGGUAUGCAGGCGUACUGGCAUGUGCGCCUUGCCCUGAUGAUGCGCGGCAGUUCCAUUAAGAACGUCCAUAUUAUCAACCACCGCUUCUCGGACAGCGCUGGUGAGAUUAUGAAGAAGUUUACAAUCAUCCCUGCGGACGUCAAGAAACGCGAAGGCUGGUUCGGCACUAAGUUUGCCAUCCUGACACCGUCGUUUCACGAGUACGACCGCUUGUUGAAGGAACACCUCCGUGCGUCGGAUGUGAUUUACUGCUGCACGCCGUCUAGACAGGAUCUCUUUGACGGGUCUAUUCUGACAAACACCGAGGGUAGAAAGAAGGGCCGUCUUAUUGUGGCAGUUGGUAGCUUCACACCAGAGAUGCGAGAGCUUCCAGAGGGUCUUCUUCUGCAGGCAGUCAAGCGCCAUGACAAAAGCCAUCGCCAUUUCCACAAGCAUGCUGAAGAAGGUGGUGCCAUCAUUGUUGAUACACUGGAAGGUGUAUUACAAGAGGCUGGUGAGAUUAUUACUGCCAAGAUCCCUGCUACAAGUCUUGUUGAAUUGGGCGAACUUGUAAUGCUUCGUCGCCUUGCGAUUGAGGAAUCCGAAACAGAGUCGAUUGCAGAGUCCGAGUCCGAGCAGCUUUCAAUCAAGGACGGUGCUUCUUCCAUGUCCAGUGUCUACGGAAGCUCCGGCCACCCGUCUCGCCCGUCCAGUCCGUCAGGCUCCCACACCUCUUCAGGGCACAAGUCUAGCUUCCACCUACCUUUCCGCUCUAGCUCACACACAUCAUCGGAACAAAGUGAUAAAAAGUCACAUGAGGAUACACUGUGUCGCUGGCUGCGCGACGGUAACGUUAUCUACAAGAGUGUCGGUCUCGGACUGAUGGAUCUGGUGGUCGGCAUGCAUCUCGUCAAGGUGGCUAGAGAGAAGAACAUGGGAACGCAAGUCCCCGACUUUUAGAACAGUAAUCAAAAGUUUUCAUGUAAUUGGCAAUGUAUUAUUUACUUUCUAGCAAAUUCUAAAUGCUUUUCUCUACGAUGAAGCAGCUCUAACAAGAUCUCCAAAUCUACUGUCGUCCUGGGCUGCCAAUGCAAGAGGGUUGCCAACUUCGACGAUGCUACCCUUGUCCAUGACGACAACUCUAUCGAAAUCCAUAAUCAUGUCUAGUCUAUGACUGACAGAUACGACUGUGUAUCCCUUAAAGUCGGUUCUGAUGAUUUCUUGCAUCAAGGUCUCGGUGUGUCGGUCCACACUGGAACUGACCUCAUCAAGCAGAAGAAUGCCGCCUUCGGUCAAAGACUCAGCAGCCAUUUCUCGAGACCUAACUUUGCGGCGGAGCAUAACACGGCCAAGGGAUAUCAGCUGCUUCUGUCCUGCGCUCAAUGUGGAAGGAGUCAUGUCUGACGAGAGACCGCCGCGCUCCGUAACAAAGUCCCAGAGCCCGAUGGCUUUCAAGACAGUUUCGCAUUCGCUGGCAGUGGCGACACCGAAAGGAUCCAAGUUGGUUUGGAAGCUAACACCGGGAAUGAAAACUGCCUCCUGUGGCACUGCCAAGAUGCGCUGUCGAAGAGCCGAUCGCUCAAUGCGAUCCAGAGGCAGCCCAUCGAUUGUCGUAGCUUCUCUUGAACUCUGGAGAGGGUCGAGCAGCUUCAGGAUGAGGGCAAUGAGACUUGACUUGCCACUACCAGUACGCCCACAAAUGGCGAUCUUCUCACCAGACGCAAUUGUUAAGUCGAUAUUGUUAAGAGCCAACUUCGCCUGCUUUUCAUUUUCAACUUGUCUGUACGGUGUCAGUAGUGAUUCCUCGUUAGUGAUAUGGCGUAUUGAGACUUACUCGUAACUAGCAGAGGCUCCUUUGAACGUUAUAACGCCUUGUUGAGGCCACUGUGUGGGGGGAACGUUGUCCUCGUGGGGCUGAUCCUCUGGCUGGACAGUCUCACUGAACGAUUUAAGUCUCGCGAUGGCGCCGAUAGAAGUCUCCAAACGGGUAUAGAAGAUGACGAUGCCACCCAAAGUUUGUCCAAAAGACAUCAAGGUCACCAGUGAAGCUCCGGUGAAGGCAGCGUCAGAGUGUACGCGAACAGCUAGAGUCGUCAGGAUACCAACUAGAACCAUUACGAGUAGAUCCAGGACAAGGUUAAGCCAUUGCUGCGUCAUCAUCAGAAGAUAGGCUGGACGCUGACUCAGGUUGAGCAAGCCAAUGCUUUUGUCCAUUUCAUCAGAAAGGAAGCCUAUUUACAAUUAGCUUCUGUGUGAAAACAAAAUGUAGGGGUAAAGGUACUGACCAAAUGCUCG